Molecule: messenger RNA, 1695 nt
Organism: Trypanosoma cruzi
Lineage: Eukaryota; Euglenozoa; Kinetoplastea; Trypanosomatida; Trypanosomatidae
Exons: 1
Coding region: 1-1695 (564 amino acids)
Source: RefSeq, a predicted model, not a curated record
AUGAUGGGGAAAAAGACGACGAAGUUGGUAGGUGGCGUGACGCAUGUACCCCCUGUAGCGGCACCGUUCGCACGUGCCUCGAGUGGUCUCAUGGCGACGGUGUCGUUUUCACCGGGCGGAGGCUGCGGUAUGUUGGUGACCGCCACUUUGUCUGCGGACGACACUCGCCGAGGGGAAUUGACAUUCAUGACAGUAGCAGCGGAUUUGUCCGCGAUGGUUCUUGCGCGGUGUGCAUUCUUAUUUAACACUGAGCCUCCGUACGGCAUUGCCAAAGUGGUGUGGGCGGGUGUCAGCGUGGUUGGUGUCAUGAGUUCAUCGGGAGAAGUGGUGUGCGUGCGCUCCGGACUAGUUGAAAAGGACGACAAUAACGAUGAUGAUGUUGAUGACCACGCUACCGAUAAUGAAGAGGGUAAUGAGGCGUUGUUUGUGGGCGUCGUAGCUCACGCUUUAGAUAUUUGCGGCAUAACGGUCGGUGGAUGUCCUUUUGUUGUAACCUCUGGCCAUGAGAAACUGCAGUGCUUUGCAUUUCAAAAACAAUGCGCAGGUGGGGGAAUGAAGCACAAGCGUCGUGAGUUAAACUUUGGGCCCUUUCAUUCCAUUGCCGGUGUCGCGGAUCACCGCAAUGGGCCAGCAAUUUUGCUCGGAUGUACUCUGGGAAGCAUUGUUGUGUUGGAGUGGACUUCAGCUUUGGAUGCUCCUGUUGUUAUUCGUUCCAUUAUCAUGGGGCCUUCAACGCGUUAUAUCGGUAUUGCCGUGAACGCAUCGGACCACUGUGAGUCUGAAAGACAAGUCACAUUCUGUGUAUUUGGUGACAGAACGCUGGAGGGAAAGGAGGAGUUGGAAGAUGUGGAGUUGCAACGUGCAGACGGUUCUCUUUUUGAUAUUCCAAAGUUAACUGGCUCCUUUGUAUCAUCCCUGCCAUCAUGGAAUACGGUGCUUCACAAUGCACCGAGUCGACCGCACGCGGGGGGUUUCUCACUUAUGGUGACACGGCCACAAUUAGACCGUUCGUCAUCUGUCAAUUGCCACGCUCUUCUUAUCAAUGCCACGCAGCCCGUGUUGAAUGCAGCGGGAUCUUGUGUUAACGGAACGUGCUGUGACAAAGUUGAAAGAUUGCCAUCAACUGUCAACAUAAAAGUUAUCGAUGCAGCGUCUACAGAUUGCAAAAAGGCCCUUGCGAGGCUCAAUUCGGCCGUUAGUGUGCUUCCGAUACUACGGUGUACGAAAAGCCAGGACUCCCACGAGUAUGGGGAAUUAUGUUUAUGUGACGGGCGGUGCGCCAUUUUUUUUGGUUUCACUGAAAAAGGGCAGAUGAUGCCCCGCAGUGUUCUUUGCCUUGAGAGCCGUCACGAUCGACUGCUGGGAUGUUCUUGGUUCCCAGAGGCACGCGGGGUUAUGGUUCUUUCAGGUACUCUUCUUAAUGAUUUUGAGGAGGCGAGCGAGAGUACCAUAAUGAAGAAGGGAGAGAAGGAGGCUGAUCUGUCGGCAAAUGUCGUUAGUCAAAUUGUUUUGUCCUCUCGAGAGCCUCUGCCAUGGGAAUGCGCUGAUGCAUCUGCACCCUUGACUCUGGAGCAAGUGCAAGAAGUAGUGCGAACAAUUGUGCAGGGGGAAAACGAAAAAAUGUGGGCUCGUUUAGAAGGACGUUUGGAUUCACUGGAACGCGCCAUGAGUCUGUUGCUCCCCGUGAAGAAAUGA